UUCAAGUAAUCGAAUUUUAUACCUUAUAAAUAAAUGAACCGUUUAGAAUAUUUAUAUAUUGGAAUGAUUAUCGCCUAUGCGUCAUGUAAUACACUAUAUGCAUAUUGCACAAAUAUCUAAGCAGUUGUAUUGAAUUAAGCAAUAAAUUGUUAGUAGCCAGUAUAAAAAGAACAUGAACAUAGAUGAACAAAGUAAGAUCCGGAUAUUAUGUUGUAGUGAUUAUGCAAAUCUGACGGGCCAUCACAGGCACGCCCACAGGGCUCGGUCCCCGCCGGCGAGUCCGAAGAAAGUCCAUAUCCGUCUGCAUAGGCAGUCACGAGUUAAUUGCUACACUUUUAAUUAUGGACAAUAUGCUUUUAGCGCUCGCCCACUUGUUCGCCAACGCCUAGGGAGUGAUGGAUUUAACUAACAUUAAAAUGCAACCCUAUUUUUGUAGUAAGUAGUGAAAAUAUUUCAUCUUUAAUAAAUACACGUGAAGAUAGUAUUACGCAUAAAUCAGAAUGAAUGAAUGAAUAAAAUGCAUAAACUAUUGAUGAUAUAAACUUUCAUACAUACAUUAAUGUACUUUACAAGACCGAGUGUCUGCAGAAGGAACUGUAUUAAAUAAAUUGUUUAAUUAUAAUGACUCACAGUGUUUAUGUAACUUUAUAUGUGACGUAAUGGUCACGGAAUAUUAUUUACAAAUUGUAACAUACAUUUUUAACCCUACGUAAUGACUGGCUCAGUUUCAGGACAUAUUAGAUUCGAAAAGCUUAAACUUACGCAAAGCAAUAACUCACUGUGAGGCCGUUUGAAGGUUAAAACAUGACUUUGAAUAUGUUCAAACGGGUUGAUGUGUAUUGUGUAUUAACCUAGAUGAAAAGGUUCAACUAUAUCGGCUGUAUGACGCAGCCAGAUGGAUACUUGCCAAAUACCUGGAAUGCAUCGUCUGGAAGCCAUGGGCUGGAACUCGAUGUUGAGUUGUCCUUUUACAUAUUGACGGCGUCUAUUUAAAGCCACUCUACUAGCUAGAGAAAGUGCACAUAAUAACUGACAUGCUUUAUGAGUUACUCAAAUCCGUUAUGCCUAAACAGACUUGAUAUUCUUUAAAUACUUAUUUUGGAAAUCUCACGAAAGGUUAUGCCAAAUAAGCAUGCGUGUAUGUGACCUUUAUGUUUUCUGUGGCAUUGAAGUUGUUACAAUGUGCUAUUAGCCGUAUUUGUGAAAAAUAUAAUGGACAAGGCACUGUACAAUCUUUAGAACACCCUCUAUAUACACUAAACGAUUGUUAACGACACACGUCUAGCUCUAAAGCGUGGUACGAACCGUAAGAUUGUAAAUAAAUACUUGAUGUGUAAUUAACAAAUGGAUAGUGAAUUUUUAUCAUUUCAAUCAAAUAGCGACCCCGUUUCUGAUCCACCUACCACAGUUCAAUGAACGAUGAUUAACGAUUUCAACUACGAGUACAUGCACAUGUUGGUGCCAACUAAACUGGGAUUAUAGCCUCUGCUUGGCAGACACAUUGGAUAUUAUCGUAUAAAACCCAGGCACGAUUGAAAUGUUUGCCGAUCCGACCUCGUCAGGCGAAGAAAUUUAUCUCACGUCUCUGUGAUGUAUGGCCCAAGAGCCGUUACAUUUCGGUGUUUGACAAUAAUGUACGCAUGUAUUAUACCAACUGUAAGAACUUACAAUAAAGAUAACACCCACUUUUUAUGAGUCGAAUCAUCAUAAAUAUUUAUUUCAUAUCAAAGGUUCUUUGAUGCAUCUAUAAAUUUCAAUAGUGCCGCGAUAAUCUCGUCAUAAAUUGGAUGCUUUCUUAUGACCGACACUUCAAAGGAACGCGUGGGUCCUAAAAGUAAAAUCAGGAGGACACGAUGUUUGAAUUACAAAUGUCUUGUUUGAAUCUCAUUAAAAAUGUUAAGUAAAACGAUGUGCAACGUGUUCUAUGGUUAAACAUGAGAAAGUCUGUAAAGCACGUAUUUGUUUUGCAAUUUUGAUGAAAGUCGUUGCCUGUGGGUAACGACUCCGUGUCGAAAUCCACGCACAAACAAUUAAUGGAGUCACUGUCCGCAGCUCUUUUGUGUCCUUUUCAAUGUCAUCUGGCAUUAGAUUUUGUUAGUUCUCACAGUCGUGAAUUAGCAUGUGGAUAAUAUUAUGUCUAGAUGAAUAUCGCGAUGCGAAAAUACUAAAUAAUAUUGUAUUAUUAUAGCUUGAAUAUAUUGUUUAGUUUGAAACUUGAAUAAGUAAAAUUUACUUGUGCAGUUAAUUGAAGUAACAGGAAUCCCUGAUUCUGUUUAUUUUCGGUGCACAGAAUGCGGGUGCUACGUAAUGCAUGGUGCGCACUGCCGACCUCCGCCCUAACCUCUGUAAACGAUUUAAUUAACUAGCCCCACACGCUUGUCGACGAUAAAAAUAAACCACGUGUACAUUAGAGACCGCGAAUGUAGACGGCGCGUAGCGAGCUCUAUAACCGUGACAAAUUGUGCCCACCCUGUAUAAUGGUAGUGUCGAACCGCCGACAACUAUUUCAAUAGUCCGCCGAGUGAUGACCCUCGCUAAAUCUCUGUACGAUGACCCCACGUGUGGUUACAAUGGUUUUGAAAGUAGGUUUUAUCGUAUGAUCGCUUCGAUACUCAAGAUAAUUUGCACUCGAAGCUUUUUCCAUAGAUAAUGAUAGAAUUUAUUGUUGUAGAAUGUCAGUACUAAAGAUUUAACAUAAUUGUCCAUUGUUCCACUUACAGGUGUUUUGUAAUGUGAAUAAAAUGCUACUGCAGGAAAAAUAUUUCUUUUUAAAAUAGAUGGAACGUUUUAUUGUUGAAUGAACGGUCGCUACGAGGCAGCGAGACUUCUAGCCAUGAGAACUCUUUAUAAAUGGUUCUAUGCCACGCGGAGAAAACGAUGCACGUCAAUAACUUGCUUAUUGUUAUGCGUUUUACCUUCGUUUGUUACUUGAGUUUCCGAGAAUUUAUUUAUAAAGAAAUAAUUUUGUGCACAUAUUUUGAGAUGCGUUGCGACAAUAUAACAUGCAUCAAGAACGGGUUAUUCUACAUGAUGCAACGUUGUUCAUGCAAAACGCAUUGCAUCAAUAAAAAGCGCUUGCAAAAUGUAUACUAUAUGAAAGCAACAAUAACGUUUCAAUUUCCGUCUUCAUGUAUCUUUACCGCCAUACAGACCAUGCACAAUAAUGUGUGUGGUAGUAUAGCAUUUACGGUUGGUAUUCUGCGGAAUAGGCGCGUCCGGCAACAAUAGCUCCGUGUUCCCCAGAGAUUGCAACAGUCAUGCGUCAACGGCAGCUCGACCCGGGGGCCGCUAGCACAAUGAAUAUUAUACCCACAACAUCGCUGCACCGAACUGAUUGCGGUGCAAUAGGACUCUCGUUUCACCGCUCAUUGUUCUAACCAAAACUAUUGUUUCUUUACAGAACAUGUGACUUAAUUCGAAAUGGAAGAAGAAGAUAAAACUUUUGCCGCCGAAACCGGUUCACCGACGAUCGUCACCGAGAACGAUGGCGGUAACGUUCCUGAUAAAGAUACUAAGGUUGAAAGCGAUGCUCUGACAAGCAGUGACUGUACCGUCGUACACAAAGAUGAUCCUGAAACCAAGGACCAAGGCACCAGCCAAAAUGACGAAAGCGGAGUCGUUCCUGACGCGCCGGAGGAAGAACAUCCUCCUGUUGCCAUAUGCAAAGAACAGUUUAUAGAGCAGGAGCCCUGCGAAAUGUACGACGACGCCCGGUCAUUCGGAGACAUGGACAGUCUGCCGGCAGGAGACGAGCUGGUACUCGGCGCCGCCGGCAGCGAUAGCGGAGUGGAGGGGUGCGGACGAGCGCUCAGUAGUGGUGGUGGAUCUAGGUCAUGCGCGUCCAGUGUGGUAUCGUGCGGCUCGGGUUGCGGCUCUGAGAGUUCUUCCUUGGCCGGUGCGCCGCCACGGCCCAGACGCCGCGUUAACGUUAAUGUCGCGGAGCCCAAGCGCUGCUCACCUGUCGGUUCCUCUACGCCUCGACCGGUCACUGCACCGCGCGGGCCCAACUUAGCCACACGCGAACGAGCUCGCAGCCGAGAGAAACCCACACCCCCCGAGAAACCACGUCCACUGACACCGAAGCCACGAAUUAGACCGACCGCCGACCUGCCGAACAUCAUUCGUGAAAGUCCAGCGUUGCGCGCCAAACCGACGAAGACGUCUACAGCCCGUUGCCGCACUCCCAGCUCGCCGAGCGAGGAGAAGAGGUGGCCGGCAAACGGACCGCGAUUAACAGCGACCACCGACGCCGGCGCCGCACGAGUCGCCGCCGACAAGUACGGAACACUACCGCGGCGGCGACGUGAUGCUGAUCCCGAAGGUUCUCCAAAACACGAGGGCACACCGCCCUCUUCGAGGAGACCCACCGUGUCGCGAUCUUCGUCCUCACGGUCCACCAUCAAAACAAGAGUGCGGAUAUAUGCCGAAAAGACUUCGCAGACGGUGCUCGUCGGGACGGACAUCGAGGCAGCGUUCGCCGGCGUCGUGCCCAACAUCGACAGCCGCGUGGAGGUGAGCCGGUGCCACCGCGGCGUGCAGGCGAGCGCGCGGGACGCGGAGGCGGCGCGGCUGGCGGCGGCGCUGGGCGCGGCGCAGGCGGAGGCGGCGCAGGAGCGUGCGCGGCGCGCGCUGGCGGACACGCAGCUGCAGGCGGAGCGCGCCGCGCGCCUGGCCGCGCUCGCCGAGCUCGAGCGCAACUCGCGCCGGCUGCUCGACCUCGCCGGCGCCGGCGCCGGCGGCGCGGGCGGCGGCGCGGACGCGUGCCUGCGCGCGCUGGAGGAGCAGCUGCGCGCGGCCGGCGACCUCGCCGCCCGCCAGCGCGCCGAGAUCGACUCCUUGCGCGACACCUGCAACACGCUGCACGCUGAGGCGCACGGCGCGCGCGCGGCGGCGCGGCUGGCGGAGGCGCGGCUCGCCGAGGCGGAGCGCGAGGCCGCCGAGAUGCAGGACUUCCUCGCCGCCGAGACCGGCGCGCUCAGCGACUCCCUGCGCGACGCGGAGGCCGAACUCACGCGGCUCAAUGCAGACCUCGACAAGAGGCGCGCGGAGUGCCGGCAGCUGGUGCGCAUGUGCGAGCAGCGGCGGCAGGAGGCGCUGGGCUGGGCGGCGCGCGCGCGCGGCGGCGCGGGCUCGGCGGGCGCCGCGCGCGCACUCGACGCGCUCGCGCGCCGUCUGCGCCGCCUCACCGCCGCCGUCGCCGCCGCCUACGCGCUGCCGCCCGACGCGCUGCACCCCACCGUCUACCACAACGACGUCUACAGCAGCCGCAGCGACAGCGGCGAGGCCGCGACGUCGGAGGAGGAGGGACGCGGUGCCCCCUCUGGUGCCUGCGCACGCGCCGCGCCGCCCGACGACCGCUCGCGUAUGUCCGACGACAACGACAACUCCGCUGACCUGCUCGACUCGGAGACGGAGCCGUGUCUCGUCACCGAUCCCGAAUACGCGGAAGAAUGGUGGUCUGGUGCUGAGGGUGCGGGCGCGUGGAGCGGCGACGAACUCUCGCCCGAGCGAGACUUUGCGGGAGAUAUCGAUAAAGAGGGCGAGUCGGCGUCUGCGUCAGAGCGCGAGUCGCUGCGCAACCUGUCGGCCGCCAUCGCGCUGCGGCAGCGCUCGGAGGCGGAGGACGUGGAGCGCGGCUGGCUGCUGCAGCGCGCGCUGGCGCUCGACGCGCGCCUCAGCGAGCUGCUGCUGGCGCUGCGCCUCGCCGCCGCCGCCGCCGCCGCGCAGCGCCACGACGACCCCGACGCCGCGCGCCUCGCGCACGCGCUCAGAGACAGGAUAGACAGCACGGAAAAGAACGCCGCAGACGUGGUGUUGAAAAAACUCGCCGAACUCGACGCGAGUAAGAACUUGAUGGACCACUACAGGCAGAGCGUCGAAACGCUCAAAAAGCGGCCGCCACAGUGCGAUGAACAGGACAACAUAGAAUUUAUCGAGCAGGAGUGUGUGGGCGCGGCUCGCAGUCCCGUGCAGUCGGCCGCGUAGUGUCCGCUCGCUGCACCUCGACAUGAGACUCAACGCCGGUUCGAGUUCCACCCAUCAUUAUACAGCAGCCGUGAAGUGCCAUCGACUCCCGUCCCCACGCAGUCGAUGGAAGCCAAAAUAUGUGACAAAAGUGACAUUCAUCAGUGCAAAACGCCCGUUAGGAUUUUCCAUUUGUGCAGUUCAUGGGAUAGUUGUUAAAUACGCAAACUAAUAAGUGUGAAUCCGUCGUAUUGUCACUCGUCCGAUCCGAAUUCUAGUAGCACUUCGUUAUAGUAAGAAAUGUUUGUUGAUAUGGAAUUGUGUGGACGAGCCGUUUCGUAGGUAGAAAAUGUUAGAUGAAUGUGUCACGUUGUUCGUAGGUAAUGUCACGUGGUUGGAAAUGUUUUGUCGGUAAUAAGUAUGAGUAAUUGAAUUCGAUGGAUCUCGCGCAUAAUUAAACUUUCAAAUGUUACUUAUAUACCGUUUGAAUCCUGUCUAAUCUUACAUAUUAUUUUUAUAUAACUUCCUUCAUUACUUUUAGAAAAUAUUCAUCAUUCCUAAAUGCAUUUAAACAUGUUUUCAACUAUAAAUUUCAGCAUAUUUAUGUGUGCGUGAGUUUUCGGCGCUGGAUCCAGAAUGUCUCCAUUUUAUCGAGUUCUCUAUCGAUAAUGUUUAUUACAUUAAAUUCUUUACGAACAUGAAACUCUUUUUCAUGAUAUUGUAGUGUUGUCACGAGCCCGUCGAGUAAGAAUUUAUCGAUAUGAAAAUGUCGUUAUGUUCCUUUGACUUGCUAGGGUAGGGCCGAGGGUACGUACGCUUUUGACAGUUCACGUGGAGAAGUACUACGAUGACGCACUGUGUUGCCAAAUAUUGAUAAAGAAAGCAUCCUAUAUUUAAUUUUAACGCAAUUAUUACGACGUGAACUGUCCUCAGGGUGCCAUCUCGGCAUGUUGAAGUAUUUUAAGUGCCAUUAGUGCUAGCUAUUGUAAUUACCAUGACGCUGACCUGGGGAUCACAGAGGUCUGUCAUCUCGUAACCAUGACACGCUUUCAUUAACACAUUGUAAGGCACGCAAUCAGGGAUAUUUAUUUUUGUGAUCUAGUCAAUUCGGAGUAUUAUUCCAAUAUACAAAUGUUUGAUCAAAUUUGAUUAUGAUUAACCUGUACAGUUCGUUCGAAUGUAUUUUUUAGUACAUCAGUUUUCUAUUCCGUGUGUUGGAAAUAAUUAUUUUCUGUAUUUAAAUGACAAUCAAAUCUAAACAGAAUGAGUAUAGAUAUAUUAAAUUUCCGCCUGUAUGUUUACGUUCAUGAAAUUGCAAGUGAAAAGGAAUAUUUAAAGAAUGAGACUGAAAUUAUAUUUACGUUUAUUGUAAGUGUUGAGGUUAGAAUACGUUGGCGCUACAGAACAAUGAGGUGACGUGGCUAGAGCAUCGCUAUUGUAAAGUUUAAAUGUAAAUAGUACAAACCAGUUUGCUUCGUCCAUACGCAUCGCUUGCUUCAGGUGCUAACCGUUAGUUUUGUAACGUUAUACUGGAAACCGAAAUGUUUUAACAUCUCACAUCCCACGUCAGUGAAUUUAUUAUAACCAUUAAGCAUGUACUUGGUAUCUUUCAAUUGUAAAAUCACGUUAUGUAAAUACAUAGGGAGUAUGUACAUAGAAAAAUAUAAUGAAAAUCAUGGAAAA
Molecule: messenger RNA, 7647 nt
Organism: Manduca sexta (tobacco hornworm)
Lineage: Eukaryota; Metazoa; Arthropoda; Insecta; Lepidoptera; Sphingidae
Source: RefSeq, a predicted model, not a curated record